AUGCUAUCUCUUCAAGCCCUCUUACCAUUGAUAGCUGGUAUAGCAGUACCUGCAGCAGCAACUGCAGGUGCAUCAGCUUGUUCAAAUAUAAGCACUCAAUUAAGCUCAUCCAAAGUCGAAAGUAAUGAGCUGAGCUUGAGUUAUAUUGAAAGCACCGAAUACUGGAAUACUCUCCAGGAUGACUAUAAGCCUACCUGCAUUGUUUAUCCUGAUUCCGCUCAAGAUGUCUCUGUGGCUAUUCAGGCGAUUCGCGCCGCUGGUAGUCGUUUUGCGAUCAAAGCAGGUGGCCAUAAUCCAAACACGUUCUAUUCCUCGGUUGAUAAGGGCGUGCUCUUGGAUCUGAGUAAUAUGACAGCGAAAUCCUACAAUGAGGAAACAACACUGGCCACGUAUGAGCCUGGUGGUGUCUUCGGCGAUGUAUAUGAAUAUUUCGCGGAAUGGAAUCGCACAGUUGUCGGUGCGCGACUCGCAGGCGUUGGGACUGGUCUUGCGCUGGGUGGUGGGAUGAGCUACCUAUCACCUCAAUAUGGCAUGGCGUGUGAUUCUUUCCGUGAACUUGAAAUCGUCCUACCAGAUGGUCAGAUUGUGACAGCCUCCAACGAGACAAACACAGACCUAUUCUUCGCAUCUCGUGGUGGCGGCGGAAACGCAUAUGGGAUUGUGACGAAGUACACGGUACAGAGUCGACCUAUUGGCGAGUUCUGGGCUGGGAAUCUGAUUUACCUAUUUGAUCAAACGGAUUCCGUUGUUGAAGCGAUCGGAGACUUCAUAGAAUACAACACUGAUCCCAAAGCUGCCAUUAUCGGUACUUACGAGAAACUACCAACUCCAGACCUAGAUCUGAAUCUCGACGAAGCUAUCAUCAUGUUCCUCGUCUACAAUGGUCCAGAUCCAGGUGAUGCAUUCAAGAAUUUCACCGAUAUCUCUGCUUUACUCGAUACAACUGGUAUCAAGACCUAUACGGAGGUAGUCAACAUGCCCAUCCCAUUCUCAGCUGAAAUCUCUCGCGGAAACAACAUGUUCCGUGUUGGGGUGCAUCGACCAGGAAAUAACUCGUACGCUAACGCGCUAGAUGGGUGGCGAAACUGGGCAGAGUCGAAUAAGGGGAGCUAUGAGCUUCUCUCCCUGGAUUUCCAACCUGUUCCGAAAAGCCUCACAGAUGCUAGUAAAGCGCAAGGUGAGAAUGCGAUGCAAAUGCCUGAUGGGCCAUAUUUCUGGUUGAAUUAUCUUAUUUCUACGCCUUUGGGUAUGAGUGAAGCGGAUUAUGAUGCUGUGCAAGCCAGUUAUCGGGAUAUGGUAAAGGAGACAGGCAAUGCCGAGGGUUUGCCUCUGUUUAUCAAUGAUGCGAAUUAUGAUCAGAAUCCGUUACAGACUUUCUCAACAUUCUCCAGGUUGCAGGAGAUUAAGAAGAAGUAUGAUCCUGAUAGUUUCUUUGUGAAUUAUACUGGGUGUUGGUCUUUUGCUUGA
Molecule: messenger RNA, 1467 nt
Organism: Penicillium malachiteum
Lineage: Eukaryota; Fungi; Ascomycota; Eurotiomycetes; Eurotiales; Aspergillaceae
Product: FAD-binding oxidoreductase
Exons: 1
Coding region: 1-1467 (488 amino acids)
Molecular function (GO): oxidoreductase activity; FAD binding
Source: RefSeq, a predicted model, not a curated record